Molecule: messenger RNA, 1035 nt
Organism: Echinostoma caproni
Lineage: Eukaryota; Metazoa; Platyhelminthes; Trematoda; Plagiorchiida; Echinostomatidae
Source: the annotation of a GenBank genome assembly
AUGGGGCGCUAUAUUCUCACGACUUUGAAGUUUAUAAUACUCGGUUUGGAGCUUUUACCCCGCAGUUGUCCCACAUUUGCCGGUCGAGGGCAUGACUAUUACAAAGACUUCCGUAAUCAGUGUCCAUCAAAGCAACGUUGGAAAAGAGCGGCCCUCGAAGAUAGCUUGGCAGCUACCGCUUCUAAUGGGCUUUUUGCGUAUCCGCGACGUAGAACCAGGGUUCCAACCACCCUACCACCACUCUUGGUUCAAGGCGCGCUAAAGGAUGACCCAGGCGAACAAGUUGAUCUAUUUUCAAGGCACUAUGCAUUAAUGUAUGAGUCAGCGGAGCCGUUUCCUGAAGGUCUGCACAUUCAAGGUCUUCGCUCACCCACAUUGGCUGUCUUGUUGUUCAACCCACGUGAAGUCCAGGCCACUCUGGAGAACCUGAACAUAAAUGAAUCCCCGGGUCCUGAUGGGCUGCAUCCCAAGGUGUUGAAGGAGCUUGCGGUCGUGAUAUCUGUCCCUCUCUGGGCUUUGUUCAAUAGUUCCCUGAAAUAUGGUCGACUUCCAGAGGAUUGGAAGAUUGCACUGAUAUCGCCCCUGUUUAAGAGUGGUUCAAGGGCAGAUCCGGCGAAGUACCGUCCCAAUUUCGCACAAUUACAGGAUCAAUUAGUCGCGAAAACCAAUCGUCUGACUGUGGUUCGACGUGAGUGUCAUCGUCGUCGGCUGCUUCUUCUCGCUCAACAACAAUUGAUGGAUUCCGGGCCACAAACGUAUCAUCGUUGCAUGUACUGUUCCAAAGCGUUUCUGAACGCAUCUUUCUUAGCCGCUCACGUGCAUCGACGUCAUCCGGAAACGGAAGUAUCAAAACAGGCCGAAUGGAAUCAAACCGGACAACCGAUGCAGCCCCCCUGCACGACAAUAUUCCAACCACCACCACCACCACCACCACAACAACAACAACAACAACAACAACAACAGCCUGUCGAAGUGAUACAGGUUCAAAAUAGCAACACGGUAAGCGGUUCGUUUUGGAUUUGUUUGCGCAAAUGA